Molecule: messenger RNA, 5843 nt
Organism: Cuscuta europaea
Lineage: Eukaryota; Viridiplantae; Streptophyta; Magnoliopsida; Solanales; Convolvulaceae
Source: the annotation of a GenBank genome assembly
GCCACAACUGAAGAGAAAACAUGAAUCAAUCGAAGAAUACGACCAUCAUAUGCUUCCUGGCUGGCUGCCUUUAAUUUUUCUUUUUCUCUCAUUCCUUCUUUUCUUUUGGCCUGUUUGGUGAAAAGCAAUUAUGGGUAGUAAGAAAACAAAUAUUCAGAGUAAGAUUGUAGGGAAGACAAAAUCAAUCCUUUUCUCCUUCAAUCCUUUUAGCCUUGCUGACGGAGUGGAUAUAUUGUUGAUGAGUAUCGGCUUUUUAGCGGCGGUCGGCGAGGGGGUUUCCAGUCAGUUGACGCUUCUUAUCACAGGCAUGUUGUUAAACAAUAUUGGCGGCGGCGCAAAUAAUGCUUCAUCCACCGGCGGUGUUAUGAACUCUUCCCUUAUGAACCAGGUCUAGCAACAGUUCCAUCAACAAAACCAUCCUUGUUUUUUGAUAUGAGCGCGAGAUAGGCUUCACGUUUCCAAUAGAUGUAAUUUUGAUCUGUCAGCUUCGUACUGAUCAAGAGCAAAUUAGGUUGAUCUGAUGGAGAAAGAUAAAGCGGAUCAUUCAGGAAUUCAUAAUUCUGUGAAUUUUGAUCUGAAGUAGGCAUGAUGAAUUGGAGAAGAAUAGUAUUCGGAAGCUUAUGGAAAUCGUCAGGAUCUUAGACCUUACGCGACUGAUACCAUGUGCAAUGUUAUCUCCAUUGCUGAAUCUUACAUGAGACCUGCAACAAUGGAGUCUAGGCAAAAUAAUAAAGAAGAAAGUAAUCUUGAAGAAUCAUAGAAAAUGUUAUUCAUUGAUCAUCUAUCUGCAAAUGACGAAUUAUCUGUUUUAUAUAUACAGGGGGUCUCUAACUAACUCUAACUAACUUGUUAUAUACAGCCUGAAUUAGUUAGCAUAUUAAGUUAUCUCAAUAGGCCCUAUUUUUUUACUAAUCAAAACAUGGGAGACUUAUUUUUGAAAUUAUUUCUUUUUGAAUUGGUAUGUUCAUUAUGUAGAGUAUUUGUGGUCAACCCUUUGGUUUUGGGCAAUCCAUAAUUCUGUUGCAGAAAGUCCCUCGUACGUAGGGUUUUCUUUCCGAUUCCAAUCGUGCGACUUUUCGUUUUUCCUUCAAACCCAAUUUGAGGCAUAAUCUUCAUAGCAAAACAACAAAUUUAGAAGUAGAUCUGAGUUUUGUGGUAUUUGGUGUGAAGGAUUUGUGAACAUCAAGGAUCUCGUGUCUCGUGUAUCUGCGUGGGGAAGGGUUGCGGCUGUUUUGGCCGAUUUUGCAAGCGAAUUCGACAAUCUUCAAAGGAAUUGUAAUUUCUUACUAAAGAUUGAUGGCUUCUCUGGUGGUAUAGAGCGUCAGAAUCAACCGAUGAUGAUGGAGUAGAAGCAGGCGGAGGGAGGCCAGGAAGAUGAAAACAUGAUGCUGAAAGAGCAAAAAAAAUGGAAGGGAGGUGGGCGUUGGAUACCGGGCCCGCCUUGUUUGGGAGGUUCAAGAAGAGGAGGACCCAAUUGGUGAUAACAUGGCUCUAGACAAGCCAAAAAAACAGGGAGACAGUGGGUUCCGAUCAUUAGGCCCACCGGAUCAUCAAAAGCCGAUCGGAUGGAUGGGAAUGUGGAAGGUGGUGGUGCUCCGGAGGAUGGAGCAAGAUUUUUAUUUUAUUGUCUUUUUGCUUUUUAAUUUCUUUGAUCAUACCGAUUGUUUCCAGUUUUGUUUUUCUAUUCCCGUAAGACUGUGAGUUUGGAUUUAGGUGGUGGGAGGACUACUUUAACCAUGUUUGUCUCAUUUGCGCUCAGUCAAGAAUCAACGAGUUAUAUUGCUUCUCUGGAGCUGAUUAACUCUAAGUCUGGUUCGAGGGUCGACCGUUGCCAGUGAUUGUUUUAUCAUUUUACCUCAUAUCUAAAUGAUGUGAUAUCAUUUAUAUAUAAAAAUUAACUCACACACGGUAAACAUUGAGGAAAUAAAUUAGGGCCUAAUUUCUUUUCAGUUUUCAGGAAAUAAUCAAAUAAACAUGGGACUAAUUUUUUUAGGAAUAUGUAUUAGCUCGCCUUCACGGUAUUGAUUUUCACGUCAAUUUUAUCCAAAUAUAAAAGAUUUUAUUUGCCAUCUUAUUUUAAUAUUCACGUAAUUUUUUCGUGUUUUUUGUUGUUUCAGAAUGCUUUGUAUUUGUGCUACAUGGCAUGCGCGCAGUGGUUGCUUUGCUUUCUCGAGGGAUACUGUUGGACGAGGACGGCCGAGAGGCAAGCAUCACGGCUAAGGUUACAAUACAUGAAAGCAGUGUUGAGACAAGAUGUGGCCUACUUCGAUUCGCUCCACACAAACACAUCCGAUGUUAUCACAACUCUAUCAGCCGAUAGCCUUGUUAUUCAAGAUGUUAUCAGCGAAAAGGUACCAGUGUUUGUUGCAAACAUAUCAACAUUUAUUGGGGCUUAUUUGGUUUCAUUCAUAAUGCUAUGGAGGCUAGCUGUGAUUGCACUUCCAUCUGUGUUACUUUUGGUGAUUCCAGGCUUUAUGUAUGGGAGAACACUUGCAGCAAUAGCAAAAAAGAUGAGAGUUGAGUACAGCAAAGCUGGUAACAUUGUGGAACAGGCCCUUUCUUCCAUCAGAACAGUUUACUCAUUUGUGGGUGAAAGUAAAACCAUUGAGAAUUACUCCAAGGCUCUCCAAGGGACGGUAAAACUUGGCCUAAGGCAAGGCCUGUCAAAAGGCCUUGCCGUUGGGAGUAACGGAGUGGUUUACGCAAUAUGGUCAUACAUGUCAUAUUACAACAGCCGGUUGAUCAUGUAUCACGGCGUUCAGGGUGGCACUGCUUUUGCGGUUGGUGCUGCGAUAACAACCGGUGGAUUGGCAUUUGGAUCAAGCUUGUCCAAUGUGAAGUACUUCUCAGAGGCAAGUGCAGCAUGUGAACGAAUGAUGGAAGUUAUAAAAAGAGUGCCGAAGAUUGACUCAGACAACAGGGAUGGACACAUAAUGGACCAUGUUUCGGGCGAGGUUGAAUUCAAGCAUGUCCAGUUUGCAUAUCCAUCCAGACCUGAAACCACGAUCCUUAAAAACUUCAACCUACGAAUUCCUGCGGGCAAGAAAAUGGCACUUGUCGGAGGUAGCGGGUCUGGGAAGUCAACAACAGUCGCGCUGUUGCAGAGGUUUUAUGAUCCACUUCGAGGAGAGGUUCUUCUUGAUGGGAUAUCUUUAGAUAAGAUCAAUUUGAAAUGGUUAAGGUCACAAAUGGGAUUAGUGAGCCAAGAGCCUUCUCUCUUUGCCACUACAAUUAAAGAAAACAUAAUAUUUGGGAAGGAGGAUGCAUCCAUGGAAGAUGUCAUUCAGGCUGCAAAAGCUGCUAAUGCUCACAACUUCAUCUCCCAGUUGCAUCAGGGCUAUGAUACCCAGGUAGGAGAGAAAGGGGUCCAAAUGUCUGGAGGGCAAAAGCAGAGGAUAGCAAUAGCGAGAGCCAUUAUUAGAGCACCAAAAAUAUUCCUUCUUGAUGAGGCCACAAGUGCACUUGACCUGGAAUCUGAAAGGAUAGUCCAAGAAGCUCUAGACAAAGUUGCCUUAGGGCGCACCACAAUUAUCAUAUCCCACCGUCUCUCUACCAUCAGAAAUGCAGACCUUAUAUCGGUUGUACAAAAUGGUCAAGUAAAGGAGAUUGGCUCGCAUUCUGAUCUUAUUGAAAAUGAAAACGGUAUCUACACCUCUCUUGUUCGCCAACAAAUACCAAUAUCUCAAGACAUUUCGAGUGAUCCUCACACUAUUACUACCAGCAAAGAAUUAGUAGAACUAGGACUACCAUUAUCUAUCACAAGUAUGGAUUUGCAAAGUGGUUGUGCCAAAUUUGAAGACAAAGAGUUACCUCCAGCACCAUCAUUUAGACGUCUUUUUGCGUUGAAUUUGCCAGAGUGGAAGCAAGCAACAUUGGGAUCUAUAGGGGCAAUGUUAUUUGGUGCAGUUCAACCGACGUAUGGAUUUGUGUUGGGGGCAAUGCUAUCUGUGUUUUUCCUGCCCUCCCAUGCUGAGAUUAAGGAAAAGAUAACAAUUUACUCAUUGUGCUUUUUGGGUUUAUCUAUUCUCGCUAUCUUGCUCAGUAUAGUUCAACAUUACAAUUUUGCGAUCAUGGGGGAGUACUUAACUAAAAGGAUGAGAGUGAAAAUAUUAUCCAAGAUUCUUACUUUUGAAAUUGGGUGGUAUGACAAGGAUAACAACUCCACUGGUGCAAUUUGCUCUAGACUUGCUACUGAUGCCAAUGUGGUUAGAUCUUUGGUAGGUGAUCGAAUGGCUCUACUUAUUCAAACAUGCUCAUCUGUAGUUGUGUCUUGCACGCUUAGCCUAGUUCUUGCAUGGAAGCUUGCAUUACUGAUGAUGGCUGCACAACCCGCCAUUAUAAUGGGAUUCUACUAUAGACGUGUUUUCUUAAAGAAUAUGUCCCAGAAAGCUACGCAAUCUCAAGGUGAAAGCAGUAAAAUCGCAAUAGAGGCUGUUGCUAAUGUCCGAACAGUGACAUCAUUUUCAUCCCAAGCAAAGAUUCUCCAAAUGCUAAAGAAAGCUCAAGAAGGUACAAUUAGAGAUGGUGUUCGACAGUCAUGGUGUGCAGGCAUUGUUCUUGCAAUAUCCACAAGCCUAAUAACCUUCAAUGUAGCUUUGGCUUGGUGGUACGGUGGGAAAUUGGUAAAACAUGGCCUUAUUCCAGUCAAAUCUCUCUUUCAGACAUUUUUCAUAUUGAUCACCACCAGUCGUGUUAUAGCAGAAGCUGCAACCAUGACCAGCGACCUAGCCAAGGGUUCAAAUGCGAUAAGAUCCAUUUUCGCUGUCUUGGAUCGAGAAACCCGGAUAGAUCCAGAAGACCCGAAUAGCUACAUUCCAGAAAAACUGGUAGAAAAUGUGGAGAUCCGAGAUGUCCAUUUCACGUACCCGGAAAGGCCCGAUAUUUUUAUCUUCAAAGGCUUCUCGAUGGUAAUUCAAGGCGGUAAAGCAACCGCGUUAGUUGGGCCGAGCGGGUCAGGUAAGUCCACGAUAAUAGCCCUAAUCCAGAGGUUUUACGACCCAAUAAAGGGCUCAGUGAGAAUCGACGGCCGAGAUUUAAGAUCCUAUAAUCUACGGUCUUUAAGGAAACACAUCGCGCUAGUGAGCCAAGAGCCGAUGCUGUUCGCCGGAACUGUACGGCAGAACAUUACGUACGGAGUCUCUGAAACUGCCAACGAGGCAGAAAUCGUGGCGGCGGCAAAGGCAGCAAAUGCCCACACGUUCAUCGACGCGUUGGAACACGGAUAUGACACGUGGUGCGGCGAGAGGGGAGUACAGCUCUCGGGAGGCCAGAAACAGCGCGUGGCAAUCGCUCGAGCGAUUUUGAAGAACGCGUCGGUGUUGUUAUUGGACGAGGCCACGAGCGCGUUGGAUAGUAAAUCUGAGCGGUUGGUUCAAGAAGCACUGGACCGGAUCAUGAUUGGUCGAACUAGCGUGGUCGUAGCACACCGGUUAAGCACCAUACGGAAUUGUGACGUGGUUGCGGUUUUGGACAAAGGAGAAUUGGUGGAGGAAGGUACCCACUCCUCAUUGUUGGCUAAAGGCCCAAGUGGGGUUUACUAUUCCUUGCUUAGUCUUCAAAAUCCAGUGUAGUAAAUUAUUUUCUUACAAUGUAGCCAUUUAUUAAUGUGAAAAUAAAAAAAAAAACUUGUACCACAGUCCACCAAUAUGUAGAUUAUAUAGAGUUGUGUUCAAGUUUUAAAUACUAACCUUACUGUUAAAAGGACAGGCCUUGAUUGAGAAUGAGAAAAUUAAAAAAUAAAGUGUGAGACUCACACUAAGAGUUCGUUUGAUAACACUGAAAUUGGCUGAAUGAGCUGAUUUUGUUAAAAUUUAUGAAACUCUUGUUGAUGGUGACUGUUAGGG